Messenger RNA from Rhododendron vialii, 1357 nucleotides. RefSeq lists its product as uncharacterized. The record is from RefSeq and is a predicted model, not a curated record. The coding region runs from base 669 to 1178 and encodes 169 amino acids. NCBI's taxonomy places the organism in Eukaryota, Viridiplantae, Streptophyta, Magnoliopsida, Ericales, Ericaceae. The transcript has a single exon.
AGUCUUAGUAGUGGGAUAAUCUAUUUCGAUUCAGUUCCUUGUUUUCUGGUACAGCUGUUAGUUGGUUCCUAAAUUAGUGGUAUGCUAGUUCAUGUAAUCUUCUAUUUAAGUUGUUGGGUCUUAUGAAUAAAUUGUACGUUCAAUUUUCAGCUUCUUUUCUUCCUGUCAUAAGUUAUAACAGUGGUAUCAGAGCCACCGAGUGAGAAAAGUGAGAUAAAGAGUGGGUAUAGCAGCAGCUUUACUGCUUUACUUCUACUUCACCUGUUUUCCCGCUGUGCAGCAGCAUAAGAAAACGAUGGCUUCAGAAACUUUUGCGCAGCCAGCCAUUCCACGCUUUGAUGGUCACUAUGAUCAUUGGAGCAUGCUCAUGGAGAACUUCUUAAGGUCCAAAGAAUACUGGACGGUGGUUGUUUCUGGAGUAGCAGAACCAGCCGAAGGUGUUGUGCUGACAGAUGCGCAAAAGGCAGAGCUUGAAGGGCUGAAGUUGAAAGAUCUCAAAGCAAAGAAUUAUCUCUUCCAAGCUAUUGAUCGCUCAAUCUUGGAAACCAUUCUUUGCAAGGACAGCGCCAAGCAUAUUUGGGAUUCUAUGAAGAAGAAGUACCCAAGGAUCAGCAAGGGCAAAGAGGCUGCAGCUUCAAGCCUUUCGUUCAGAGUUCGAAAUACUUCGAAUGAAAUCAGGAGAGUCAGUUACAGAUUAUUUUUCAAGAACGAUGACAAUCGUCAACAAGAUGCGGAUCCAUGGCGACAAGACCACCGACGUCACCGUUGUUGAAAAGAUUCUUCGAUCCAUGGCAACAAAAUUUAAUUUUGUUGUCUGUUCCAUAGAAGAAGCUAAUGAUAUUGAUGAACUUUCAAUUGAUGAAUUACAGAGUUCUUUGUUGGUUCAUGAGCAAAAAAUUAACCAACAGGAUAAAAAGGAACAAGCAUUGAAGGUCUCAUCAGAAAAUCGUUCUACACCAAGUAGAGCUGAUAGAGGACGCGGUAGAGGCAGAGGUCGAAGUCGAGGAGGCAGAGGCAACAAUGAUCGUGGAAUCCAACAACAUCAUCAGCAUCAAGAGAAUCAAUUUCAAGGAAGAGGAAGAGGACGUGGUGGUUAUCACUCAACUUCUUAUGGACCAAAGUCAGCAGACAAGUCCAAUGUUGAAUGCUACAAAUGUCAUAGGUAUGGUCAUUAUUAGUCAGAAUGCCGUACUAAUUUGAAUAGACAAAGUAGCGAAAGAACUAACUUUGCAGAAAAAAAAGAAGAAGUGUCUCUUUUAAUGGUGUGUCACGUGAAGGAAGAAACCCAACAGAACAUGUGGUAUUUAGACACUGGCUGCAACAAUCACAUGUGUGGGGAUAAGAAGUUGUUCUCUGA